CAGACUAGGAAUAGAACACUGACUUCAGGGAGAUCGCUUAUAUGCUUGGCAUCUUGGACCUUCGCCAAGGGACCUUCAUGCUCACUACACCUCUCAUAUGAAGCCUCAUGUCAACGCUUCAUACACAGUCAUCACCCUCUUUUAGAUCACCACAUCUCUCGAUGUUAAACCCAUGCUUAUAUGUAUGAAAUAUCGUCUGAAUCGAGACUGCCAGUGGCCCCCCCACUUCCGAUCCACUCGCGAGGCGCUGUUCGCAGUAUUGCGGUGGCUUCAUCGGUUGCAUGUUCGUCCGUCAAGUUUGAACUGGAUAAUACCAGGGAUCCUUUAAAUGCAGCCAAGUCUUCCACUUCCAAUCAUCGUCACUGGCGUGGGGUUACAACGCUGGGGCUGAAAACCUCGAUUAAUCUUGUCCGGUCUCCGAUGUUUGACAAGGGCUUUUCUCGUGGCAUUUCUGUACUGUUUGGUCAUAGAAGCAGCCCAUUGAUUGUAAUCGGCCGGCCUCAUCCCACCCUGCGAUUUUGCUCUAUACAACAUGUUACAGGGGCAUUCCAGGCACAAUGCUACAGAAUACUCAGCUUUUGCAAGGUUGGUCUGCUAGUACAAUCGAUAGCCUCUUCUGUACUGCUUGAGUGUUCCAGUUGCCCAAUAUAGAGUCAGCGUCAUUCUGAGCGACCUACUUCCCUCUACCCAGUGGUUUGGGUCCACGGAUUCCAACUUGGAUACACCCAACCUUAGACACUGUUAUCUAUGCUAUAACUCUACUACGUAUCGGCUUUUAGGCUGAUAAUUACACGAUCAUGGAGACUGAUAGCAACAGAACGAGCAACAAGACCUUCCACACAUCCUUCACCGAAAUACGCAGCCCAACAGGAAAGUUAAUGAAGAGGAGUCGAACUGCCAGCCAAGGCGGUUUUGAUA
Pseudovirgaria hyperparasitica is the source of this 918-nucleotide messenger RNA. RefSeq lists its product as uncharacterized. Bases 181 to 651 code for a protein of 156 amino acids. The transcript is spliced from 2 exons. NCBI's taxonomy places the organism in Eukaryota, Fungi, Ascomycota, Dothideomycetes, Acrospermales, Acrospermaceae. The record is from RefSeq and is a predicted model, not a curated record.